ACAUUACGUUUAAUGAACAUAUCUAAUCUACGCCUUCCAAACCUAAUUCUUGUAAAACACCAUGCAGUACAUGUUAAGUGGACACAAUCAAGAAAACGAUGACCAAUUAUUAAAUUUGAGGAAUUAAACAAGACUUUUAUUUACCUCUAUACAUGACAUUGUGUGUACGACUGAAAUUAAAUCGUAUAUUGGGAAGGCAUUGUUUCCCAACUUACUGGAUCUCCUACCAACGUGAAUAAGUGGUGAUGUAUAGCGAAAUUCAAACAUAAAAUUCAAAGCAAAUCAUAGUAUUGUUUGUCAUUAUAUUCUUUAAAAGUAAGAAAAUUAAAUUUAUAUGAUAAAAAAAGAAUGUGUUGAAUUAGCGUUUCAAAAUAAUGCCGGACAGAGGUUAAAAUCAACAAAACGUAUUUGAACUUUAACUCAGAUAGGCAGGAGAAACAUACAGCUAGUCUUGUUAGACUCAUUAUUCGUUCUGAUAUAUUUCAUUUUCAUUUUCAAGCAAAGAAAAAAGUUUACUUCUAUUAUUUUUACAAAUAUGAUAUUUAUUAUUCCAUCUGUCCACAUUGUUCAUGUAAAACGAAAAAAAUGAUCUGACGACAGACUGCAAUGAUAUUGUUAUGACGCGGUAAAAUGGCAAACACAAUCGAGAAACGUUAGGUGGUGAUAAACAUUUGAUAUAUAAAUGGAGAUGAGAAAUGAAGAAAAGAAAAAACAAAAAGGAAAUGGAACAAAGAGAAAUACGAACACCCGUCAAAUUGUAUCGGUUACUCAGCAUUCAAAGAUCAGCAUUAUAUUGAAAGCUACUUCAGAUGAUGAUAAACCGAUACCUGGUUAUCUUUACCAAGAAAUAAGCAAAAUUACCCAUGAAUCUGAUGGUUACUGUGAAAGUACCCUGGAGUACCUUGUGGACCGGCUGGAGAAGAACUCGUGUCACAUCAAACUGAAGGUGAUAAAAGUGAUGAAAUAUUUGCUAGAAAAUGGGCACAGGAACUUCAGAUUUGGUUUAUUGAAAAAUGCCAGAGGUAUUACUGCAGCCACUAAAUUCAGUGGUGCUCCUGAUCCUUUGCAUGGAAAUGUACCCUACCUCAUGGUCCGCAAAGCUGCACAGGAGCUAUCGGAAGUGUUGUUUGAUACAGAGACGUUUGAGGGGAACCAAGAAGGCGAGCCUACCAGCCUUAUCAAUACAGAUAGCCUUGGCUCAUCAAAUUAUCAGAAAGGAAAGUUGGAAGGAUUUGGAAAUUCCCCUGCUGUACAAAAAAAUACACUUGGAGACAGCCUGAUUGAUAAUGUAUACAAAAUGGCUGAAAAGAUGAGUGAACAGCCAGCGGACCGCCAGCGGGAGCUGUUGAAGACUGUACAGGAUGUUGGAGGGUACAAACCACCGAUAAACUACCCAGCUGACAUGGCGCCACUUGUUGUACCAUUUAUAAAGCCAGAAAUCAAAGCUCACCCAGUCGAGCCGCUGAGGAAACAUAUUCCAGGAAAGGCAGGUGGAGGCUGGGAUGACAGUGAUGAUGACGACGCUGAUAGUUGCCCUGCACACAGCCAGUCCUCUGGCAAAAAAAGUACAGGAAGUAACGAUCUAUUAGAAAGGAUGGACGGUGUAACACUGGAAGACUGGAGUGGGGAGGAAAGUCUAGUGACCAAUACAGUGGACAAUGGUCAAUCAUUCCUACUGAAGAGGACGGAGAUAAAAAUUUUUAUAAUGAGCUGUCAUCAAUUAGGAUGUUAUAAAAUCCUUGAACUUUUGAAUCAGCGGUUAAAAUCAGGAGUCGACAACCACACAAUGAGGUCAUUAUUGCUGGUGGAGAACCUGCUCACUACAGAUUUGAUAAGUGUUGAUCGAAUGGUUCGGACAUGCAAGGAAAGCCUGGUCUGGUUAGUAGCGAACUGUAGUGGACCAAUAGCAUCCAAGGCAAACAAGAUCAUUAAAAUUUUGGAGAAGUUAUCAAACAGCAGUUUACUUGGAGGAACACUAAACAAUACUGUUAAUGCCAAUGCCUGGCGAUCUGACCUGCUGGAUCAGGACCAGCCAGAACAUGAUGAGGGACCACAGUGUGAUGUCAAAGAGGAAGUAAAUACAAAUACAAGACAAGACAUAGAGUUAUUAUUACAACCAGACCCUAGUGUUAAUCUUAACAGGACAGAAACACCCUGGGACACCAAUAGGACCAAUAUGGAUGUCACCUAGUCUGCAGUAUAAUUAUAGCUGGGGGAUAGCGACGAGACGCUACUCAUAUAACAUACCGUCAGAACUUAGAAAUGUGUGAUUCUUGCUAUAUAUCAAUGCCCGUUUGUCUUCCAUUUAAAUAAUUAUCACUGAAACGUUGGAUAUUAAUUUGGGGUCGUUCGUUCGUCUGUCCCUCUGGCAUGCUUCUUUUCCAUGCAAUAACUAUAACAAAUGUCAAACAUUGUUAUCUGCUGUUUCCAUGAAACAACUGGAACAGAUGUUACCAGAUUUUCUUCAGACUUGAUAACAAGUUUAAAUGCCUUUAAGGCAAGGCAUUAUUUGAUUGCCCCUUUUUUCUGGACUUUUUUGGCAGAGUUAUGGCCCCUUGAUUAACUAAAAACGUAGUUUUCUGUUGUUUCUGUGAAAUAACUGGAUCAGUUGUUACCAGAUUUUCAUUAAACUUGAUAACAUGCUUAGAUGCAUUGAGGGCUAGUCGAAGUUUGAUUGCGACUUUUGACCGACAUUAUUUCACAGAGUUAUGACCCCUUGAUUAAUUGUUUUUUUCUGCUGUUUUCAUGCAUAUACGAUUAUCAUGAAACUCAGCAACAAAGUUAACACCCCUCGAGUUAUGAACUACAUUGCUAUUUGCAGUUAAUUAACUCUUCAAAAUAUUUUCCAAAAGUCUUCAAACUUUGGAAGAGGAUUUAAUGUUUAAAGGGCUCUCAACCAAAUUUGUGACAGGGAUUAGUAAUAACAGAUGCGAAGAGAAGUUUUGCAAAAUCAGUUUUUAUCUCAUAAUAUAAUACCACUAGCUUCUGUACAAGGCUUUAUUUUUUCUUCAAGUUUCAAGCAAUGGUUCAACAGAAUUUAUCAUUCUGUCAAACUAUAAUUACUCAAAAAUGUUUACCUUAAAUGUCUGGUACAUUUAUGUCAGGAAGGCAGGGGAUAUGAAUUCCACAAAUUUGCUUGUUUGUUUUUGUGUCCCAACAUUUACCUAUGUUAGUAACUUACCCAUGUUUUUGUGCAAUAUAUUACUUUGUUAUCACAUGUUAAUGUUCAUCAUUUUAUUAUUGGGUAUUGUUUUGAAAAAAAUGAAAUGUGUAUAUUAGUUCAUAGAAUAAAUGAUAAAACCUA
Pecten maximus is the source of this 3304-nucleotide messenger RNA. RefSeq names its product AP-4 complex accessory subunit Tepsin-like. Bases 683 to 2191 code for a protein of 502 amino acids. The record is from RefSeq and is a predicted model, not a curated record. The transcript is spliced from 12 exons. Gene Ontology annotation, cellular component: trans-Golgi network membrane. Lineage: Eukaryota; Metazoa; Mollusca; Bivalvia; Pectinida; Pectinidae.